This is a messenger RNA of Cyphomyrmex costatus, 1486 nucleotides long. RefSeq names its product protein FAM8A1. Lineage: Eukaryota; Metazoa; Arthropoda; Insecta; Hymenoptera; Formicidae. The record is from RefSeq and is a predicted model, not a curated record. The transcript is spliced from 6 exons. The coding region runs from base 376 to 1212 and encodes 278 amino acids.
GUCGUGAUCACGGCGAAAAGCUUUACAUUGUAUCCAUUUGAUAUGAUACACGUCAGUAAUAGGCAACGUUAGUUAUAGUUAAUAGUGCGCGUUUACGCAUAUACGAGCAUAUUAGUGUUUGAUUGCGAUCGAGUGUAGUUACAAUUGUUUAUAAUAAAACAAUAUUAUUGGUGCGUUUGUUUAUCUUCUGUCAACGCAUAUUGUGUUUCUCAAUUGAUCCUAAUAAAAGUUAAUCGCGCUAUUUGAUGACAAUUGUUACUAUUUUGUUAUUGUGUUAAACGGAGGGGAUACUUUUGGAGUGAUAAGCAACAUUGACAGCUUUCACAACUUUAUUGAGAGACGAUCUAAUUAAUUUUCUUACGAAAGCAAAUCAAAAUGGCAGACAACAAAAACGAUGAUACGCCGGGGCGGAAUUCCGAAAGUAAAUCGAAUCCUGCGGAGGAAAGAUCGCGAUACUUCAAAAAGUUGGAAGAAUGGCUCCAGGAGGCAUACGCUUGGCAAAGUGUCGCCGCGAUGUUUCCCUAUUACAUGAUGUCAGGACAAUCCGUUUCGAAUUCGAUACUUGCUUCAGCACCAUUUCAAUCAAAUCAAAUACCAACACCAUUGAAUACACGAGGAGUGAUAACUGGCAAUGUAGAUAGACAGAAUGAAACAAUAAAUCACAGAAGGCUUCAGGAACAACCUACAGGACCUUUCCAACCUCCAGGAACUGAUGGUUAUGAAUAUCGGAUUCCCCCGAUUUGGAAGAGGUUUGCAGCAGAAUUUAUAGAUUCAACAAUGUUAUUUCUUUUAAAGUUUUCCAUUACUUUCAUCGCAAUCGACGUCUUCGAUUUUAUAGACAUUGAAGAUUUAGAUUUGUUGCAAGCAAAUUUACGUAUUGAUUAUAAAAUGGCUCUGGAGAUGACUUAUGGAAUUCUGAUUUUGGAAAUAAUUCAUCGCGUGAUUGUUUGUAUCUUUGAGGCCUUCUGGCUUCAACAUGGGGUGUACGGUCUUAUCGGAGGAGCUACUCCUGGCAAGUACAUGAUGGGUUUGCGGGUAGUUCAAUGUCGAAGUAUAACUCCCGUUGAACGUCCGAAUGAGCAGGACGUGGUCCUGGUGAGCCCUGGGACUGAUUUGGGUCUACCAUUAGCAUUGGGCCGAUCAAUGGUUCAACAGAACUGGCUACGAUUUGAUCUGUCACUCUCUCGUCAUAGAAGAUCCCUACAGAAAUAACAAUCGACCACAUCAGGAAUAAUUUAAAAAAGGAAAUUUUCUAUUUGGCUAGUAUGGAGUCAGCGCGGUAAGAAGAGCGCAGAAUGUACUUAUCUAUACAUAUUUUGUUAAUAUAGCAUAAUAAUCACAUGAAUAUUUAACCAGGAAUAAUCUAAUGGUGCAUGGAAAUCUCUGUGAUGUGUACAUAAUGGCUGUAUGUGCUUCUUGUACCAAAUACAUGCGGGUUCAUGUGUAUGGCGUGUAUAUAUGUGUAAAAAAAUAAAAAUUAUUAUUG